Molecule: messenger RNA, 3540 nt
Organism: Lasiosphaeria miniovina
Lineage: Eukaryota; Fungi; Ascomycota; Sordariomycetes; Sordariales; Lasiosphaeriaceae
Exons: 6
Coding region: 1-3540 (1179 amino acids)
Biological process (GO): regulation of GTPase activity; signal transduction
Cellular component (GO): cytoplasm
Source: RefSeq, a predicted model, not a curated record
AUGACGGCAGCCAUGGACGAAUACCUGGAUGCUCCUAUGGAUGCAGAAGAUGUCUUUCCUUGCAAAGGCUGCGGAGAGAUACUAGAAGAGGGCAAGGCCUUCGAACUCGCUGGAAACCGAUGGCAUCUUAACUGCUUUCGAUGCAACACCUGCAAUACCCUCCUCGACUCUGAUGCGAAUCUGCUUCUUCUUGGAGAUGGGUCCCUCAUCUGCAAUAAUUGUACCUACAGCUGCAGCGCCUGCGGUAAUAAGAUUGAAGACUUGGCCAUCCUCACCGGAGACCAAGCCUUUUGCGCAACAUGCUUUCGCUGUAGGAACUGCAAGAGGAAGAUCGAGAACCUACGGUAUGCAAGGACAUCCCAUGGCAUUUUCUGUAUGAACUGCCACGAGUCUCUCAUGGCGAGACGGCGCAAGAAAUCAAAAGCCGCUGCACAAGCAAAGUCGCGAGACAAAGAUGGCUCUCCGAUGGUUACGGAUAAGUCCCUACCUGCGCUUCCGCCCAAUGCCGUUCCUCCCCUGGGCUUCACUGCCGAACGGGCCACCCCGGACUCGGACACGCCGACCGAGCUGUCCCCACGUCCCCGUGCCGCCUACGGGAGAAACGAGUCCUCGUCACGAAGCAGCUCCAGACCAGAUCGUUCCCCGGAAAGGCUGCUGGAGCAGAGCAAAGACUCGGCUCUCGCUCCGCCCGCGCAGAGCUACAAGAACAAUCGAAACUCGACAAUCAUAUCCGGGGAUCUCGUCAGCGCAGAUAACGAAGGAUUUUUUAUCCCCGUUGCACUUGAUCCCAACCCUGUACCGGCAAUCACACCCCAUUCAGCAGCCUCCGAUGCCUUUACAGACGCGAGUAGGAAAAACAAGGAAAAGGAUUACUUUGGCUCGGCAAAGCCAGGUGCAACCUCUGAGAAGAAGUCCGAUUCGCAAGCCUCUACCCCCCAUAUUGCAUUUCAGGAGAAGGGAAGGCAGCCGUCUUCGGAAUACGAAAGCCCCCAGGACCGCCCCAUGCGGAAGCUUUCAAAGAGGAACGAUAGGAACGGGAACCCAAGAGCUCCUCCCACAGAGGAUAGGAAGAUCCAGGCUGGAAAGACACAAGGCAGCAACGAAGAGUUCAAAUUGCAGGACGCCCCGAAAAGCAAGAAGCUGAUCAGCUCUAGAAGCAACUCCGUGUCAAGUAAUACCCUUGAUAACGGCAAUACUGGAAAGACCGCCAAUGGUCCACAGCGUUCCAAAGACGUGGCCCCGAUCGCUACAAUAACAGACUCCCCUACACUUCUCGGGCAAGCAGACAAGACUCCGACGCCCAGGCUAUCACAAGACUCGCGAUCCAAGGAAGAAGAGGCGGUUCGACCGUCGAUUGACUCGCUGAGCUCUGGCCGAGUAGAUGUGCCUGGCGCAAGAUCUAUUCAGCGGAAAGAACUUCCUGCUGGUACGGCUCGAAAUGUCAAUGGCGACCCCCCGUCAGGGCCUGCUCCCCAGUUUGGCAUCUCCGAUGAGGCUGCUUCUGCAAGCCAGCAAACGCCAACCAGGCCACCUAUUCCCGAGACAAAAAUGAGCACUACUUACAUGCAGCCGAGGGCACCACCCCAACCCCCUAGCCAGGCUCCCAAGGAGUCGGCGGGUUCGACCAACGAGAUUCCGGAGCCCAAGGUGUCGCCCAAGCUACCCCGUUGGAGCGCCGGCGGGGAUUUCAGUAUGGAUGAAGACAUGGCAAGGAUUCUGGGCACCGACGAGGGUUCUUCAUCAAUCCUGCGUCGUGUGUCGAAUGCUGUCCGACAUGGAAGAAACAACAGCAUGGAGUCUGGCAACCAGAACAACAGGCUCGGCCACAGCAGGAGCGUCAGUGAGACCACGAGGGGAACCACAUCGCCACGCUGGCCACGAACACCAAUUGCCGAGGAUCCGAUGAAUGGCGGGCACAGCCACGAAACCAGUAGCCCCAUCUCUUUGUCGGGUACGGCGCAAGACGAUACUGCAGUGUUGAAGCGGCAGCUCAGGAACUCGGAGCAGCGGGUGGCCGAGCUCGAGCGACAGUUUAACACGGAGAAGGAUAUGAAGAAUCUCAACAAGAGACUUCUUGAAAAGCGAAAGACGGUCUCUGUGCUCGACACGCAGACUGAGAUCAUGAUUCGGGAGCUCGAGGUUCUGGCCGGCUACGUGGAACGCGCCAAAAAGACCAACGAGGCCCUCGACCCUCGUGAGCUCGAGGAAUCUGCAAUCAAAGAGUUCGUUCAGAAGUUGGAAAAACUAAAGCAGAACAUGGGUGCUGCAAUUGAGCAGCUUCACGCCGAGCGUGAUGAGUUGGUGGAUGAAAAAAAUCAGGUGGUUGCGGAUCGCGAUCGAGCCUUGAUGGAAUUUGAGCAACUCUCGUCCAAGAAUGCGCAACUAGCCGACCUCAACAACGAUUUGACACACCAAAUCCAGGAGCGGUUCAAGCACCAAGCCAAUAUCUCCGACCUGCGGUCGCCCAACGGGCUGGGUAUUUACAGCCACGCCAAAGGAGUAUCGAGCGCUUCGGUCAAUAUGGAUUCUGCCAGCUUACAGACGGGAACGACCAUGGUCGGCACAGACGCAGAGGACCAGGUUGUCGAAGGACCCACAGUUGUUAACAUUCGAAAGGGCCAGGUCAAGAAAUUCAACUGGAAGAAAGGUUCAAGCAAGGUGGCACACAACAUUUCGAAGGGCAUCAACCGUGCGGCCGUGGCGUUCCAGCAGCAGGAACAAACCCGCGCCCAGCAAAUCCAGGGGCCCGGUGUAGACAGUAUUGGGCUCCCUUAUAACAUGACGGUUGUCCCGCUUGAGUCCCCUGCCACGGUUACUCCUAUGAAUGGCCCCAACCGAAUCGCCAGCGAGAACGCCCGCCAAGGUUUUGGCUUCUUCAGCAAGAAGCCUAAUAUGGCCAAGUCAACAUCGGCGGCAAAUGUCUCCACCGCGACGAUUGCGGAGGCGCCCAGCACGCUGUUCGGCUCGGAUCUGGUCGAGCGAACUGACUAUGAGCGGCGCCAGAUACCCAGCGUCGUCACUCGCUGCAUCGAAGAGGUUGAGCUGCGCGGUAUGGACGUCGAGGGCAUUUAUCGAAAGACGGGCGGGAAUGCGCUGGUCAAGGUGAUACAGGAGGGCUUCGACAAGAACGAGGAUUACGACAUCUCAGACCCGGCUUUGGACAUCACGGCUGUGACCAGCGUGCUGAAGCAGUACUUCCGCAAGCUACCGAAUCCCCUGCUUACCUUUGAGGUGUACGAGCGGUUCUUGGAGUCGAGCUCGAUACAAAACGACUCGGAGCGUUGUUCCCACUUAAGAACGACCCUCAAUAUGCUCCCUGCGAAGCAUCGCGACUGUCUCGAGUUUCUCAUGUUUCAUCUCGCGCGCGUGGCAAGCAGAGAGCGGGAAAACCUUAUGACACCCAAAAAUCUGGCUGUUGUUUUUGCGCCCACUAUUAUGAGGGACCACAGCCUCGAGAAAGAAAUGACCGACAUGCACGCGAAAAACCUUGCUGUGCAGUUUUUGAUUGAAAAUAGCCACACCGUCUUUGGCGAGGCAUAG